Podarcis muralis (Common wall lizard) is the source of this 4051-nucleotide messenger RNA. RefSeq names its product inositol polyphosphate-5-phosphatase A (gene INPP5A). Lineage: Eukaryota; Metazoa; Chordata; Lepidosauria; Squamata; Lacertidae. Gene Ontology annotation, biological process: phosphatidylinositol dephosphorylation. Gene Ontology annotation, molecular function: inositol-polyphosphate 5-phosphatase activity. The record is from RefSeq and is a predicted model, not a curated record.
CGAGCCGUGUCAGGCCCGUGACGUCAGAGGAGUGCAGAGAUCUAGUCGUCGCGGCUGCUGCUUCUCUUUCUGUUAUUGCAGGCAAAGGCUGGGAAGAGGAGGAGGAGGACGAGGAAGAGGAGGGGUGGCUUCUCCGGCUGCAUCGAGCGGUUCCUCUGCCUGGGCUGCUGCCCCCCUGGAAGCGAGGACGCCGCCGCCGGGCACUGCCCCCUUGCUUUCCUUCCUUCCUCCUUCCCUCCCUCCGCCGAAGAGUUUCCUUUGUAUUGCUGGAGGGCUUUGCCAUGCACAAGGAUCCGGCAGCAGCAGCAACGGCCAGCGCCAGCGGCAGGAGGAACUUUCUCAGCCGGAGCCGAAUGGCUGCGAAGGGGGCGAUUUAAGAGCGAAGUCCGCUUUCCCCUUCUGCCCGACGAGGCGGCUGCAGCAGCAGCGAGGCAGCCAGCCAGCCAGCGCGGGCGGGGUGGGGGAUCACCCGGCCCCCCUGAGACGGGGCGCUCAGCCCGGAUGCCGGCGCCCCUGCUGCCCCCGGCGGGAGAAGUGCGAGGGUCUCCUCCCUCCGCUGGGGCGCCGCCAGCCGGCGCGUAAAGCUCCUCUGCAGAAGCCCAUCCGAGGCGAGCACUUGGGCGAACUUCCCUCGGACUCUCCCCUCUCCCGCCCUCGGAGUGCACGGCCCGCUGGCCUCCGUGAUUAUUUCCGUGCAAUUCGAAGGUGGGGUGCUGCUUCGUCGUCUAUUUAAAUAUACACGCGCGCGCGCGCACAGAGAAACUAUUUUGGGCCAGGAUCAUGGCGAUGAAAGGGACUGCCGCCAACACCGGGAUCUUGCUCGUGACGGCCAACGUGGGAUCCUUGUUCGACGAUCCAGAAAAUUUACAGAAGAAUUGGCUUCGGGAAUUUUAUCAGGUUGUACAUACACACAAACCGCACUUCAUGGCGUUGCACUGUCAAGAGUUUGGUGGGAAAAACUAUGAAGCAUCCAUGUCUCAUGUGGACAAGUUUGUUAAAGAGCUGUUAUCGAGCGAUGCAAUGAAAGACUACAACAGAGCCCGGGUUUACCUAGAUGAGAACUUCAAGUCGCAGGAACAGUUUACGGCACUGGGAAGCUUUUACUUUCUACAUGAAUCCUUGAAAAACAUUUAUCAAUUUGACUUUAAAGCUAAGAAGUACAAAAAAGUUACGGGGAAGGAAAUCUACUCAGAUACAUUAGAAAGUACACCUAUGCUGGAAAAAGAAAAGUUCCCACAGGACUAUUUCCCUGAGUGUAAGUGGUCCAGAAAAGGCUUCAUACGAACUAGAUGGUGUAUUACUGACUGUGCCUUUGACUUGGUAAACAUCCAUCUUUUCCACGAUGCUUCCAAUUUAGUUGCUUGGGAAACAAGCCCGUCGGUUUACUCAGGAAUAAGGCAUAAGGCCCUCAGUUAUGUACUUGACAGAAUUAUAGAUCAGCGGUUUGAGAGAGUUUCAUAUUUUGUCUUUGGAGAUUUCAACUUUCGACUGGAUGCAAAGUCAGUGGUAGAGACACUUUGUGCAAAGGCUACAAUGCAGACUGUCCGGGCUGCCGACACUAAUGAAGUAGUCAAGCUUAUAUUCCGUGAAUCCGAUAAUGACCGAAAGGUAGUAUCCAAUGGUGUCCCUCACCCUGAAGGAAGGCUUUUUGAUCCAGUGGAGGCUUCUGUUAUGCUACAAUUAGAAAAGAAACUCUUUGACUAUUUUAAUCAAGAUGUUUUUAGAGAUAACAAUGGCACUGCGCUUUUGGAAUUUGACAAAGAGCUGUCAGUCUUUAAAGACAAAUUAUAUGAACUGGACAUUUCGUUUCCUCCCAGCUAUCCGUACAGUGAAGAUUGUAGCCAGGGAAUGCAGUAUAUGAACACUAGAUGCCCAGCUUGGUGUGACAGGAUCCUAAUGUCACAUUCUGCCAAAGAGCUGAUUCUAAAGUCAGAAAACGAUGAGAAGCAAGUGGUGUACGACCAUAUUGGACCAAAUGUCUGCAUGGGGGACCACAAGCCCGUGUUCCUGUCCUUCCGAAUAGCCGCGGGGGCAGGGAAAAGAUGCCUCCGAAACGAGAAGAUCUUUCGAGAAAGCUCCUUGUAAUGAGGAGGAAGAGGAAGGACUUGAGAUGCAUCCCAUCGCUUAUACCGUGACAGCUCUAUUCAUCCUCCGGAGUCCAGCGUGCCACGUUAUUGUUUUUAUUGUUAUUGUUAUUUUAUUUUAGGCUGUUGAUCAUACACUAUUUUCUUUGGAGUCUGGGCUUUAGAGCCCCAAGUAAAAAAGAGAGAGAGAAACCUCUCAUACCUCACCCUCUCGUAAAUAUUCCUGUGACAUCAAUUGUGGAUUUUGUUUUUUUUUUUUUAUUUUUAUAUGGAGAUGCAUAUAUUAUGCCACAAUCUGGUUGCCAAAACAAAAACAAAAACCUAGUUUGCCGCGAUGUACUGUGUUUUAGACUUCACUCUGCUUCCUUCUUUUUUUAAAAAGUCUGUCAAUGUGAAAUUAUAUAUAAUAUAUAUAAUAGUCAACAUUUAAAAACAAACAAUUUUCAUCACCCUUCUCUAGCUUAAAGCAAGGUUGGGAUUUUGUACAUUUGCCUUGUAUAGAAGUCCUGGUGUGUUAUUAUUGUAUGUUAACCAAGAUUUAUGGUCCCUGUGAUUUUUUGAAGUGGGGGGGGAGGGUUGCAGGGUGGGGUUUUUUGUUCUGUCCUGGUCAUUUUUAUAGACUUUUUUUGUUUUGUUUUCUCAUGUUAUUUACUAUACUGCCAUGUUCCAUGGUUUUUUGAAUCACACAACAGCAGCUGCUUUCUAUAAGUGUAUAUAUUUAUAUAUUUGUAUGUGAGUGUGUAUAGAGAUAUAUAUACACAGAUAUAGAAAUAAUAAUUUAUAAUUACAAACCGUUUGUCUUUCCUGCUACAAAAUAGCCUUUCCUCCUCCUCCUCCUCCUCCUCCUCCUCCUCCUCCUCCUCCUCCCCUCACCAGCCCAGACUAGUCAAGGGGCAGUAAAUCCCCCUGGGUUUUCCCCAAGUAGGUUUUAACUUCCAAAAACAAUGGUGUGUUGUUAGGAUCCACACGGAGGGAAAAAAUGCAUCUCUCCCCGCUGAUACCCAAUCCUGAAACAAAUUUACUUUGAACUGAAAGCAGACUUGACACCCCAAUCCUAAGUGUGUUUACUUGGAAGUAAGUGUGAGUAGGCCUUACAGCAGCCCUACGCCUACUUACUCAGAGUUGCAGACCAUGGGAUUUGGGGUGGAGCCUGGAGGCGUCCUUUGGGACACCUGCACCCCCCAUGGAGCCCAAUGCUAAGCAGAGAGACAAGCUUCCCCCAGUUGCCAGCCCAACCAAAGGGCUUCUUUCACCAGUGUGUGUGUGUGUAUAUAUACAGUACUUAUAUAUAAAGAGAGCCAGAAACCUCACUCAUCAUCUGCCAACUGUAGUCACAUAUUUAUGCAGCAAAUUCUGGUGCCAAGUAUUCUAGCUGAAGAUAGGAAGAAGGUUCCAAAAAAGGCAGUUCAGCCCCGAGGCAGGUAGCAAUUUUUGAGUAUGGCUAAGGGAGGGGGGGAAUUGGGGGGGAGGAGAGAGAUGGGGGGGCAAAGAGUCUGUAAAUCUUCACUCUGAUUGGAGCUCUUCCCAGCACCCCCACCCCAAUUUCUCUCAGCUCACACCUCUCCCCAUAAAGCAUUAAAAGGCGAUUAGCGAGCCUGUUGAUGAAACACAAGCGGAGGGCUUUAUUGAUUUAAUUUAGAACACUACCGAGUUCAGGGACCGGGCAAUGGCGGGAGCUGCGGGAGCCUGCCUUGGGGACGGGGGUGUGUAAAUCAAUCCCACGCGUAGCAAGGGAGGAGGAGGAACCCUCCCCGAUAAAAUCAGAGAAACUUCCCCAUCGCUGGGUACUGUCACUGAUGCGCACACGCUAUCCCCCUCACCCCCCAAAUCUGGUAUCCGUACAGACCCGUGUAAGGCUGGAGGAGAGAAACUACGCGGGGGUUGGGAGAAAGUUUGUAAUGUUUGCCUGUUCACUUUGAAAUGAGCAUUCUGGUUCUCAAGCAAUAAAACUGAUCAUGGUGAAGACG